GCCUGGUUUACGACCUGGCUUAAAUUGAUAAUUUUAUUAUUAUGAAAUAAAAUAAAUAAAAUUUCUUGUUUUGCCUUAUCAUUUUAUACAAACUUGCACUUAAAUUGUCAAAUAAUCAUGACCAUGUUGGUCGUGUGAUUUCACCAUAGUGAUGUUGAUCAUAUGAUAUUUCAUAUUUUGCUUCGAUUUUCCUGAACUGUACAAGGCUAUUCACAUUUAGUAAUUCGUCGUCGCUUGUUUAGGUUGCGUGUGUAUAAUAUCUUUGUCAGUUAUUUUUUUAUACACCGCUAACCUUGUAACAAGUACCUAUUAUUUACUUAUAGAAUCAACAAUUUAAAUAAAAAAUCCGAAUCUUAUUGGCCACGAUGCUAAAGAGUGCUUCUAAAGUGACAAUAAAUACUGGAAACGUGCUUAAUUUGAUUGAUAUCAAGAAAAAAGCUGGACAAAAUGUCACAGAAGAGUUAUCAGAGAGUAUUAAACUCACGCUAUCUGAAUGGAGCUCUCAGAACGGUUUGCCAGUCCAGAACGGAUUCGCUUCUCCCGCCGAGCAAGUUCAGGGAUCCAGAGAGCAGUCUAACUACAUGGUAGUGUCCACAUCGACGCCCAGGGAAGCUGUCAUAAACAUAACCAGACCUCACGAUGAUGUUCAAAACAAAAUGGCCGAAGAGGAACGGAAGAAUUUGAAGAUUGGCGUUAAAAUAUUCAUUAACGAAGACAGCACGAGUUCUUUAACUGAGUGUUUGGAAAAUGUGUUCACGGCACUCCAUACUGAGUAUAUAGAUAACGUGAUCCUGGCUUACAACCCUGACAUAUUGCAUAUCAACGAAGCAACAGACGAGACCAAUUUAAAGAGUACGCACGCGACCAAGGCGUCACCGAUAUCGCAAGGUAGCAAUAUAGCACGCAUGCCCAGUACAGAACUAGAGGCCGAUAGUGAGGCGGACGCGCGAAAGUGUGAGGCAAUAUUGCCCGGCAUUAAAGUACUAUGGGCUGUUCUAGAGGAUUACGUCAAACAAGGACGCGUGCAUCAGCUGGGAGUGGCAGACGUGGGCGGCGGCUGCUUGCGACGGUUGCACGCGUGGGCGCACGUCCGACCCGCCAUCGCUCAAAUCAACCUCGCGUCCUGCUGCGUCGUACCGCCUGCAUUGCACGAGUUCUGUCGCGCCAACGAUGUGCAGUUGCUCACGCAUGGUGACCCGCCAGAUCUCCUGUCCUUAGCGGCUGUGAAGACGCUAUCUGACGCAGGAGUAGGUUGUAAUAACCUGGACUGGUGUGCAAGAUACCAGGUUCAUAUAAAAUGCAGAGGCGUGCUAGCACUCAAGGGGUACGUUUGUAAGGCGACGCUAGGGAACAAGGACGAUGCCAUAGAAUAGAGAAAGAUAGGUUGUUCGAUCUUAAGUUAAAGAUAAAAAAUUCUGCUGUUAAAAUAUAAAAAAAAAAAAAAACUUUAUUUUUACGUACAGUGUACGGGUGAGUUGUUUGAAAAAUUGUUAAAGAUUAAUCUUCUUUUUUUUUUUUAUCGAAGAUCUUUUUUUUAUUGAAAGGUUGUAUUACUUGCUUCUAUAUUUUAAAUUCUUUAUAUUUUUUAAUUAUCAAGAAUAGAUGUGUUGGGACAGAAAUGAAAGUGACGUGGCAACUUAAAAUACUUUCUGCAUCAUCAAAAUCUAUAAAAACCGCUGCCUCAUAUCAUUUUUGCUAUUUUAUUUACUAAAUUUAAAGAAACAUUUAGUUCGUAAUAUUUGAUUUCGAUCGUGUUAAACAAAAAAAGUAAAAAAAGAUUAUCUACGAUUUUUUUAAUUAAAAAAUGGAUUUUUCAUUAAAUUAAAUAAUUUAAUUUAUUCUAUUUAUCUGAUUUACAAGAAUCGGCCUUGUUUUUAUUUAUUGUAACUAUGUGUGACUGAAUUAUGUUUGGCUUGACAAUGCAAUUUUGUAUGCAUCUGAAAUCUGUAUUUAAAAAUAUUUAUUGAAAAGGCCGCGUCGAAGACUUUUUUGUUAAAAAAAAAGUCUUUGGUUUCAUCCAAUCAUUGUGUAUUAAAUAUACGAAUAAUUGCAUUCCGAAUUGAGCGAUACAAUAGUUUUAUUGAACUAUGUGUUAUAUUGCGGAAAUUCAUAUCACUGGUUUAUUUUAUUAGAAUUAUUUUGUUUAAUUCCGCUACCCUUAGUACGUGUGUGAUUAAUAACACUUUACUUGAUGGCCAGUUUUCGAGUGUUGACAGUUGUUAGUGGAAUUAAACAAAAUAAUUCUAAUCAUUUGAUUAUUUAUUGGUUAUUUAACCAGCGAUACAAUCGUAAGAAAAUAAUAAUUGAAAAGGUUUAAAAUUGAGUAUAUAUGUAUAAAUAAAAUGGUUUCUAUUCUCUUAAAUACGCAAACAUUGUCUAAAAAUGUAUAUUAGUUAAUUGUUUUGUUAGAUUUUGGCACUGCAUGUACGUCAUAAGUUAAAUUGCCUGCAGUAUAAGAAUGGUGAGGUGGGGAUGGGGGAGUAGAUUGGUGGGGGGGGGGGGGAGCGACGCAGGGUGUUAUUUAUUUAAUCUGUGUUUUGUUUGCACCUAUUUAAAUAUAGAACAUAGUAACGUAUUUGUUCGUACGCUGAAAUACGUAACUGGUGGGUUUUUAUUACGACUUUGUUUAAAGACUAGCUUUUUAAUAAAACAUACCACUUUUAGAGCAUUUGCUCGGUCGUCAGCCGGGUAGCUCGGAACGGCAAAAUUAGUUGACAUGGUCGUCAUAAUAAACGGCGACAAAUGUUUUUGCCCGCGGCGGCAAAGUUGCCAGAUCCGACACCGCUUCUAGUUUUUGUACCUGCUAAGUAUUGUGAAUAUUUUCGGAGAAUAAAAAAGAGUAGUCUAUCUAUUUCGAGCCUUUUACAAGACGUUUUACUCAUAACGUAAGCGGUGUACAGGGGGUCUACCAUGAAAUGAAAUUCCGAUUUUUCUUACUCAUUUUCUACCGAAAUCGUUUCAGUAAAUGGAGCUUAAUUAUUCAACGGAGCUUAAUGGUUCAUCAUAAAUCCUACAAUAACAGUCUAAAGGAAAGAUAUUUUAAUAUUUUUAAAUAUUGUGUAUUAUGAAUUUAAACUUGAAAUUUUUGUUUCGUUCGACCCCUAAAUUUCGAAAAACAUUUCAUGAUAGGCCCAAAGACAAAUAGAGGCUGAAUCUACGUACUGAAAUAAUCAUGUUUUUAAAAUUUUGUACAUUUUUGAACGACAUAUAUAAAUAAUCCUGGUAAGAGCCCGUCAGUUCAUUUAAAAUGUUCAGUCACGGUAAGUUAACUGAAUGGUUGUUAGUUAUUACUUAAUAUUGUAGUAGAUUAACCAGUAGCAUUUAACCCCAAUUUACCUCUUAGCGGUAUAUGAUUUGUGAUAUAAAUAUUUGGCAACGGUUAGAAUUUUCGUAUAAAAUAUGAAUAUAUCCUUGCUAAAUAUAUUUUUCCAAGUACUUAUUAGUACUUAAUAUAAGUGCACAAUGUUUAGAUAAAAAGCCUAUUUAAUAUAAAAUGUAUGUAACAAGCUUGAUGUACUAUUUAAUUUUAGUUGUACGUUUGGCUAUUGAAAUGUUCAAAGGAAAAUAGACCUUAUGGUCUAAGUGAAUUUCAAUCAAAGUGAACCUAUUGAAAUUAUGUAACCGCCAAACGCGAUAAGGUCUCUUUUCGUUUGUUACUAAAAAUACUAACACAAAUUAAUUAUAAUUGACACCUAAUUAAAUAAAAAUGAAUUUAGCGUGUAAAAUGGUUUUAUGCUGUAACAAUUAACAAGAUUUAUAUUACUUGUCAAAAUUUGAACGACACAACAUGUCACGAUAUGAAGGAAGUAAAAUCUAUGAAAAUGUAUGGAGACGUUUUCCUAAAUAUGUGUAUUAUUAUGAACUUAAAGGUUUAUGUAAUAAGGUUCUUAUUAUAAGUCAACAAAAUUUGUAAUUUCAUAUUGAGAAUAUAUUUGCGAAUUUUAAAAGAAAAAUACACCCGUAAUUAAGAUAAAUUUAUUAAAAUUUUGUCUAAUAAUUCCUUCUAUUCGUAUUAUUUAAGUCCAUAUAAUUCUUGAAUCGCAUGUUGAGAUUUGAACAUUCGAAAUAUUUUGCCCACCUCUUUUGGAGGUGAAGUAAAAAAUGGACUAAAUUAUUACGGAUAAAAUAUUAAUUCAAAAAUGUAUUUAAGAUUUGACAAGUAAUACAAAUUUUGCCCGUAUAAACCACAAAAAUUUAUCUACUAAUGGGAGUUUUGGUUUAUAUUAGGACACAAAUUGUUUUGUAGAAUUCUUAUUAAUUUUAAUACAUAUAACGAAAAUAAAUAUAUCGCGUGUGAAAUUAGUAUUAAGUUUAAGUAAUAAUUUGACUUCACUAUUAGAGAUUGAUAAUAUUUUUGUUGAACUAGGAUUGUCUAUGGUCCAACUUUGUGCUGGAGAUGCCCAUAAUGUUUUUGCCAUAAACAGAAUUGCGUGUAAAUGCUUCUAAUACUACCUCGUGUGAGAGUGUCGCCCUCUAGUGUUAAUUGUUUCUAGGUCACCUAAUGUGACUUAUGUGGCUUACCAGACGAUGGCUUUACGUGCCUUACAAAGCACGAAUAAAGUUACAAUAAUUUUUAAAUGAUAGUUAUAUGAAUUUUGAAAAAAUUUAAAUAUGUGAUUUAAUAGAUGCUAAAAUAUAUAUUUAAAAAUGUGUAUGGUUAGCAUAGUUCACUUUAUUCGGUAUCUUCAGUCGAUUUGCGAGUCAAUGAGUGAAAUGAAAUUUAUUUAAUAGUUUAUUAUACAUGAGGUUUGUUUGAAUCGAAGCAUUUGGCGUUCCAUUGUUUCUGCCUACCCUAAUAGGAGACAGGCGUGACAGAUAUGUAUGUAUGUUUAUUAUACAAAAUUAUAAUAAUUAAAAAGGGAUACUCCAUCAACUUUGUAGGCGGCACUCUUCAGUGAAUAUGUGGGAGUGCUUAUCUGAUACAUUGCAUAUGUAUUAGUACCUUCGUACAUGAUCUGUCGUAUGUAUGGAUGUAAUUGUACAGAACUCGAUAUUUAUCCUAGAAUACAUUCAAUAGAAGAUAUGAACGGAUGAAGAUGAUAUGUCAAAUAUAUGAUAGAAAGAUAUAUGUAAAAGGGUAAGGUGUUAAAAAGUGCUAUGUACGUACUAACAUAACUUACGCUCGAUUCUCAUAUAUAUCCUAUAGUAUCUAUUUAGUAUAUUUAUACCCUCUUAUUCAUAAAAUGUCUGAUGUCUUAUAAAGCUAUAUUAGUUAUUGAGCAGUUUUGUCUCUUUUUUUUUGUGCUAAAUUCUCAGUUUGAAUAAAGUGAUAAAACAGUGUAAUAGUUAGGAGGGUAGGUUUGUAGGAGCUUUUAAUUUUUAUGAAUCUUUAUUUUUGGAUAGUUUUUAAUAUGCAGAUAAAACCCCCAUCCAUGCAUAUAAUAGCGAAAGUCCAAAAAUGCCUUCAUCCAUUCAUGACUUCAAUACUGCAUUCUAUAACAAUAUGAAUACACGGCAACAUGCGAAGAGGUACUUAAGACAUGGGUUAUGAAGUAUGACGAAUAAAAACUUACAGGUCGGAAAUGUCGAAGACUAAUGCGUUUUCUGACACAUAAUUUUGUCAUGUCGUCCGUAUCAGUUAUACAUAGUUGUAUACUACAAAAUACUAGUGAUAAUUACAGUAUAUUUGGAUAAAUGUUAUGUGAUAAGUAGCUUAUUCUACAAUAGCAUUGCCUUUAUAGUGUUAUAUUGAUUGUAAACUGAAACCGAUAAUGUAAUUAUUAUUAUAAUUAAUUACUUAAAAAUAUUGUUAUUUCUACCUAUAUUAUUUGUGAAUAUGGCAACACUCCAGUCACGCAUUUCCGUCUGACUCAUAGAGUCUAGCUUUCAUGAAAUAUUAUUUAAUUUAAAUUGCAUUAUAUAAAAUAAUCUGCAAUCCAAAGUUUAAGGUCGCUAAGCAUAAUUAGACAAACAAUACUAGGUGGCGCUGGAAUCGAAACUUAAGGUUUGUGGCGAUUAAAAGUAAUAUGAAGUAAAAUUUCUAAAUUAGCGAAUGGUUUUUAUUAUAAUGUAUGAAAGUGUCUUUUCUAGAAUGAAUUAGAAACCACAGAAUCGCUAUGUUUCUUGCUAGGAUGUGUCCUUUUUACAAUGUGGUACAAUACAAGAGAAUAAUGACAAAAAUCGUUAUAAAAUAUUAAUAUAUCGUUAAAAAAUAAAUAAAUCCAUUUGCCAAUUUAGAAACGCUGCCUCAAAUUGUAUUAAAAAAUAAUCAACGAAAACCAUAAGUCUUGAUUCUAGCGCCAUCUAGUAUUUCGUGUUCAAUUUUGUUUAGUGAUCAACUACCUUAAAUCGAUAAAAUAGCAAUAGAUAUAAUAGUGGUAAAGAAAUAUUUUUUUUUUGUAUUUAAUUGUAAAAAAAAAGUAUUUUGAGUGCGUGACCGGAAGAGUGAGCUGUAUAAUUUUGUUGUAAUUUAUUAUGUCGGAAGAAAAAUCUCAAAUUUAGAAUUUAUCAAUUUUGUUUUUUAAUAUAAUAUUGUUUUCAAUAUAAGUACACUUAUAUUGAAAACAAUAUUUAAAAAUAUAUAUAUUUAUUUAUAUAUUGAUUAUUUGUAAUCAAUCGACAAUUUGUUUUUAAAUAAAAGAAAUUAAACUAAAAAUUUAUUAUACCAGUUUGCUUUGUCUUUGCCAGUGACACACAACGGCAAACUUGAAGUAAACCGUAAUUGAAACCGAUUUUAUUGUGUACUGAAUGAAUUUAAAUAUAUAAAUUAUACUAUU
This is a messenger RNA of Galleria mellonella (greater wax moth), 6716 nucleotides long. It is a transcript of the gene Gclm, whose product is annotated as glutamate--cysteine ligase regulatory subunit. The coding region runs from base 366 to 1373 and encodes 335 amino acids. The record is from RefSeq and is a predicted model, not a curated record. The transcript has 6 exons. Gene Ontology annotation, cellular component: glutamate-cysteine ligase complex. Gene Ontology annotation, biological process: glutathione biosynthetic process. Lineage: Eukaryota; Metazoa; Arthropoda; Insecta; Lepidoptera; Pyralidae. Gene Ontology annotation, molecular function: glutamate-cysteine ligase catalytic subunit binding; enzyme regulator activity.